Molecule: messenger RNA, 732 nt
Organism: Haemonchus placei
Lineage: Eukaryota; Metazoa; Nematoda; Chromadorea; Rhabditida; Trichostrongylidae
Source: the annotation of a GenBank genome assembly
AUGGCGUCGACAUCGAAGGAGUCAUACGGAACUGCUUCUUACGCAAUCAGCCGCCAUCGAAAAAACAAAGUCUUCAUGUGGCAAAGUCGUGUUGUGCAUGGACGUGUUUAUGAAUUUCUUGUCGCCUCAAAAUUCAGGAUCCCAGGCUUAGUCUCUUGGAAAUGUAUGCAUUGUAUGCAAAUACGGGAAAAGUUGAAGAGACAGAAGCAACCGGUCAAGGAUUUGAAGAUUCCGCUCGUCCUAAUAGAUAACGACAUCAUCAGAGAGAAUCCUGACGAACCACUGAAUGCGCGACAUUUUUGUCAGGGUAAAAACGUUGUGGAUGCUGUUUUGAAGCGAACAAAACUUCAAUUUUACGAAGAGUGGUCAACGUCUAACGAGCCGCCGUUGGAAGUUUCAGUAGAUCGCUUUUCAGACGCUGUUUUAGAGGCAGUCCCGCUCGACCUUGAUGAAGUGCAAAAACAGCAAAUGAAACAAUCCCUCGAUGAGAAGUGCGAACGAGUUAUGAAGAAAGUGUUACGAAAAAGGAAGCGUGAUGCCUGGUGGUCUCCUGAUCGCCGAGCAAAAUCUCUCGUGGUAGCAGAUAGCAGCGAUGAUUCCAACAGCUUACCGAAGGUUGUUGUGAGUUCCGCUCUUUCUGCAGUCGAUGACAAUGAGUAUAUUGACGUCGUUGGAGAUGCGCCGGAUGAAAGUGACCGAAGUGUGGAGUUGAGAACUGAUCGUUUAUAUUAA